AUGGUAAGCUCCAAUUGUUCCACUGAGGACUCCUUUAAAUAUGUUUUGUAUGGGUAUGUCUUCAGCACAGUAUUUGUUCUUGGACUCAUAGCAAACUGUGCAGCAAUCUACAUUUUUACCUGUACCUUAAAAGUGCGAAAUGAGACUACAACUUACAUGCUUAAUUUAGCAAUAUCGGAUCUGCUUUUCGUGUUCACGUUACCCUUCAGGAUUUAUUACUUUGUAACCAGAAACUGGCCAUUUGGAGACAUUCUCUGCAGGAUUUCUGUCACUCUCUUUUAUACAAAUAUGUACGGGAGCAUUUUAUUUCUGACUUGCAUAAGCGUAGAUCGCUUUUUAGCUAUAGUGCACCCCUUCCGAUCCAAGACCCUGCGAACCAAAAGGAAUGCAAAAAUUGUCUGUGUGGCAGUGUGGAUAACGGUGUUAGCAGGCAGCACACCCGCAAGCUUCUUCCGGUCUACGAACGGCCGCAAUGAUACUCAACAGAGGACGUGCUUCGAAAACUUUUCAGAGGACACGUGGAAAACCUACCUGUCCCGGAUCGUCAUCUUCAUUGAAACAGUUGGGUUUUUUAUUCCACUCACCCUGAACGUGACCUGCUCUACUAUGGUCCUACGGACUUUGAAUAGACCACUUACAUUAAGCCGGAAUAAACUAAGCAAGAAAAAGGUACUCAAAAUGAUUUUUGUCCAUUUGGUGAUAUUCUGCUUCUGCUUUGUGCCUUAUAAUGUUACCUUAAUACUUUACUCCCUUAUGAGAACACAGACGUGGAUUAAUUGCUCAGUGGUAACUGCAGUCAGGACUAUGUACCCCAUCACUCUGUGCAUUGCUGUUUCAAACUGCUGCUUUGACCCUAUAGUCUAUUACUUCACAUCGGAUACAAUCCAAAAUUCAAUAAAAAAGAAUCGGUCCACGAGAUCACGGGACAUCAGAUUCUCUGAAAGGUCAGUUCCAGAAAGCUUCAUUCAACACAGCCUUCAGACCAUAAAGACAAAAAUAUUUGACAGUGACUCUACAAUAUAA
Messenger RNA from Acanthisitta chloris (rifleman), 1023 nucleotides. RefSeq names its product lysophosphatidic acid receptor 6 (gene LPAR6). Gene Ontology annotation, cellular component: membrane. NCBI's taxonomy places the organism in Eukaryota, Metazoa, Chordata, Aves, Passeriformes, Acanthisittidae. The coding region runs from base 1 to 1023 and encodes 340 amino acids. The record is from RefSeq and is a predicted model, not a curated record. Gene Ontology annotation, molecular function: lysophosphatidic acid receptor activity. Gene Ontology annotation, biological process: phospholipase C-activating G protein-coupled receptor signaling pathway; positive regulation of Rho protein signal transduction. The transcript has a single exon.